AUGGCACCACACGCAACUGGCUCGCCUGUGUACACAUCGUCUAACACCGGCACCAGCGCAAAUGCCGCACUGGACCCGUCUGUUUCUCGCAUCACGGUCUUGGCCUCAUCCCGCGCCGUCAUCUCAGGUCGCAUCACCGAGGCCACCAUUGUCAUCUCCACGCUGACAGGCAAGAUCACAUCGAUAUUCCACUCCGUGCUGCCCGCGUCGGAUUUUCCACCCGGAACGCCCUACACGGACUACUCGCCACACAUCUUGAUCCCAGGCCUUGUGGACGCCCAUGUGCAUCUCAACGAACCCGGCCGCACGGAGUGGGAAGGCUUCGAGACGGGCACGCGAGCCGCGGCGUUCGGAGGCGUCACGACGGUGGUGGACAUGCCGCUGAACGCGAUCCCGCCCACAACCACCGUCGCAAACCUCAACGAGAAAGUUGAGGCGGCCCAGGGCAAGUGCUGGGUCGACGUGGGCUUUUACGGAGGAAUCAUCCCCGGAAACGACAAGGAGCUGAAAGAUCUCGUGAGAGCUGGCGUGCGAGGAUUCAAGGGCUUUUUGAUAGACAGCGGCGUGCCCGAAUUCCCAGCCGUGAGCUCGGUAGACAUCCAGAAGGUGUUCAAAGAGCUGGCCGAUGAACCGACGACGGUCAUGUUCCACGCGGAGAUGGUGCCGCCCAUCACAGCAUCCGUAGGUGACGAGGUGCAGUCGUCGGCCGAACCGCCCUUCGUCCCGUCCGGGCCUCUGAACCACUACAAGACCUUCCUGGACUCGCGGCCGCCUUCGUUCGAGACGUACGCGAUCGACGAGAUCAUCGCCCUGUCCACGGAGGCGCCCAACCUGCCGCUGCACAUUGUGCACCUGUCCGCCGUGGAGGCCAUCCCGCUCCUCAGACAGGCGCGUGCCAGAGGCGUCAAGAUCACCGCGGAGACGUGCUUCCACUACCUGUCGCUCGCGGCCGAGAACGUCGCCCACGGAGACACCCGCCACAAGUGCUGCCCGCCCAUCCGGUCGCAGAGCAACCAGGACGGGUUAUGGGCCGAGCUGCAGCGAGAGGACGACUCCGUCAUCAAGACCGUCGUCAGCGACCACUCGCCGUGCACGCCGGACCUGAAGCUGCUGCCUUCCUGCCACGGUGGUCAGCACGGCGGCCACGCUGACGAAGGCAACUUCUUCUCCGCGUGGGGAGGCAUCGGCAGCGUGGGUCUGGGUCUGAGCAUCCUCUGGACGGAGGGUCAGGCGCGGGGGAUCACCAUCGAAGACGUGGUCCGAUGGUGCUGCAAGAACACGGCCAAGCAGGUUGGUCUCGAGCACAGAAAGGGCGACAUCGGUGUUGGAUACGACGGCGACAUCGCCGUGUUCGACGAAGACGCAGAGUUCUUGGUCGAACCCAGCACGAUGCUUUUCCGCAACAAGUGCAGCCCGUACGAGGGCAAGACUUUGCGAGGUGUCGUUCGCGAGACGUGGGUUCGCGGAAAGAUGGUCUACUCCAAGGCGUCAGGCUUCAAUGAGAAGGUUGGGCCGAUCGGCACAUGCUUACUGGAACCGAGAAAGUCCAUUAAAUAUCCACCGUCGAAGAAGACCGCGUAAAUUUAAUGUGUUCAUGGGGUUUCUUUUAGGGAUUGAUAACAACGUAUGAGGCCAAAAUGGAAUGGCUAGACUGACGAUCUGCAUGGGAAAUGGGAUAUUUUAGAUAGUAUGCAUUUUUUUCUUUUUUGAAGGGCAUGUGGGAAAACGUCGGAAACAGCGGAUAGGUUGUGAUAAAUUCGGAGUUGAAUUCGAAUUCGAGAGACG
Verruconis gallopava is the source of this 1785-nucleotide messenger RNA. Its product is annotated as allantoinase. Bases 1 to 1581 code for a protein of 526 amino acids. The transcript has 3 exons. The record is from RefSeq and is a predicted model, not a curated record. Gene Ontology annotation, cellular component: cytoplasm. Gene Ontology annotation, molecular function: allantoinase activity; zinc ion binding; cobalt ion binding. NCBI's taxonomy places the organism in Eukaryota, Fungi, Ascomycota, Dothideomycetes, Venturiales, Sympoventuriaceae. Gene Ontology annotation, biological process: allantoin catabolic process; purine nucleobase catabolic process.